AUGCCUGUCUGCUUCUGGGCAUCACUGACGCGACGCACCAUUUUCACGCCGCGAGCUGUCUCGGUCUUCUCAACGUCUUUGCAGUCGCAAGCACCAAUUACAAGGAAAUUUAGCACAAUGGCACCCCGCUCGACCAAGCGCAAGGCCAGCGCUGCGCCUGCAGCGAAAGCAAACGGUAGCAAGAAAGCCAAAACGACGGAUUACGACGACGAGCUUCGAGAGCCGCACCAUGCGGCUGAUAUUGCAGAGAAACACGGGAUCGUCCUUCGCGAUUAUUACCCACCAGAGAUGAGCAACACAAGAGCACGCGCCUAUGCUGAAGAGGCACUUCACCGGCCUAUGGAGAAUCUGGUGAUAGCCCAGCGCGAGACGUCAGAGGCUAUGAAGAAAGCUGCCAAAGGCGAAGCUGUUGCGCACUGGUUCAAGACUGAUUUGCGGUGCGCCGACAAUACCUCACUCGCCCUAGCCGCUCAAAAGGCAAAGGAGCUGAAUGUUCCGCUUCUCUGCUUUUACUUGGUCAGCCCGCAAGACUUCAAGGCUCAUCUCAGAUCACCAGUACGCGUGGAUUUUAUUCUCCGCACUCUGAAAAUAUUGAAGGAUGACUUGGCGAAACUGGAUAUUCCGCUGUACAUCGAAACUGUGGAAGAGCGCGCCAAGAUCCCUGCACGUGUGCUUGAGUUGCUUGAUUCAUGGGGCUGCAAUCAUUUGUGCGCGAACCUAGAGUAUGAGGUUGAUGAGCUCCGUCGCGAGACCAAGCUAUUGAGGCUACUGGCUGGAAAGAACAAGUCGUUCGAGGCCGUGCACGAUACCUGUGUGGUUCCACCGGGUCAGCUUCGAAGCGGUACGGGCAACCAGUACGCGGUGUAUACACCCUGGUAUCGCUCAUGGAUGGCUCACAUCCACUCAAAUCUCGACUUGUUAGAAUUACACGACGUUCCACCCAAGAAUCCAGCCUCAGUACGAAAAGCGUUCAUGAAGAUCUUUGACUGCGAAAUACCGGCUGCUCCGAAAGGAAAGGAACUGUCCGCGGAAGAGAAGAAGCGUUUCCAUUCACUUUGGCCCUGCGGCGAGCAUGAAGCCAAGGCCCGCUUAGACAAGUUCUGUGAGGAGCGCGUUGGUGAGUAUAGCGAGCAGAGGAAUAUCCCGAGCCACAAUGGCACGUCGAGCCUCUCUAUCCACUUGGCCAGCGGCACAAUCAGUGCGCGAACUUGCGUGCGUACCGCAAGAGACAGGAAUAAGACAAAGAAGUUGGACGGCGGCCUUGAUGGGAUCAAAGUUUGGAUCAGUGAAGUCGCAUGGAGAGACUUCUAUCGCCAUGUCUUGGUUAGAUGGCCACAUGUUUGCAUGAACAAGCCGUAUAAGCCGGACUACGCAGAUAUCGAAUGGUCAUAUGACACCGAUCACUUCAAGGCCUGGUGUGAGGGCAAAACUGGGUUCCCCAUUGUGGAUGCUGCCAUGCGACAGCUGAACCACACAGGUUACAUGCACAACCGAUGCCGCAUGAUUGUGGCGUCGUUCCUUUCUAAGGAUCUUCUUAUUGAUUGGCGAAUGGGUGAAAAGUACUUCAUGGAGCACCUCGCAGAUGGCGAUUUUUCAAGCAACAACGGCGGCUGGGGCUUCAGCGCCAGUGUUGGAGUCGACCCGCAGCCGUACUUUCGCAUCUUCAAUCCACUUCGACAGAGCGAACGAUUCGAUCCUCAGGGUGAGUACAUCCGCGAAUGGGUGCCAGAGUUGAAAGACUUCGACAACAAAGAGAUUCAUGACCCGUAUAAUCGCGGCGCAGGAGAUAAGGCAAAGAAGAAUGGAUAUCCAAAGGCGAUUGUCGAACACAGUGAAUGUCGGACUCGGGCUCUGGCGGCGUACAAGGCGGCUGUGGCAUAG
Akanthomyces muscarius is the source of this 1881-nucleotide messenger RNA. RefSeq lists its product as uncharacterized. Bases 1 to 1881 code for a protein of 626 amino acids. Gene Ontology annotation, biological process: entrainment of circadian clock by photoperiod; circadian regulation of gene expression. NCBI's taxonomy places the organism in Eukaryota, Fungi, Ascomycota, Sordariomycetes, Hypocreales, Cordycipitaceae. The transcript has 2 exons. Gene Ontology annotation, molecular function: FAD binding; DNA binding. The record is from RefSeq and is a predicted model, not a curated record. Gene Ontology annotation, cellular component: cytoplasm; nucleus.